Dermacentor silvarum is the source of this 1673-nucleotide messenger RNA. Its product is annotated as phospholipase A1. NCBI's taxonomy places the organism in Eukaryota, Metazoa, Arthropoda, Arachnida, Ixodida, Ixodidae. The coding region runs from base 367 to 1455 and encodes 362 amino acids. The record is from RefSeq and is a predicted model, not a curated record. The transcript is spliced from 7 exons. Gene Ontology annotation, biological process: lipid metabolic process. Gene Ontology annotation, molecular function: lipase activity.
CGUGUUCGGAAGCACAGCUGUCGGGUCUUCGCCUGCAAUGCUGCCGUGUGGCCAAAGGUUCUCGGGAGCGGUCCUUGUCUUCUCACUAUAUAUUCCACUAUAAACUUGAAUCUAAGAGUAGGGCGGGAACAUUAUGCCGCAGCAACACUUGACUGUGCUGCAGUGGACACGCUGUACCAGUGAUUUGAAGUACUGACAUCUCUGCUGCCAUCUGCGAGUAAAGGCUACCAAUACAAGAAGCAAUCGGCUAGGCUAGCCCUCAAACAAAAGAUAUCAUCAUGGCACAGCGACUCUGCAGGUGUGGCUGAUAGCGAUUAGUGGACGGAACGCUUGACUAUCAAAGGAUUAGUAAUUUAAGCCGGAUACAUGUUUCAUGUCUUCUGCGCAGUGCAAUUGCUGCUGGCGGCUGUGUGCUAUUAUCCUAUUAUUUCCGCAAAUGUGGCGCCGCCUUACCUCAAUGCCAAGCCCGAGAAUACUACGCAAAAGGUGUGCUACAAGUACGUAGGCUGCUUCAGCCGCCAGGACUACACACUCACGCACCCAUCGGCCUUCCCGGCCAACCCUAUCUUGGUCAAGACUGAGUUCAAGUUGUACUCACGUUCCAACAGUCGCUGGUCCGUGCACCUAGAGUACUUCCCAGAUCGAAAGUUGGAUGGCGAGGACCAAUUCAAAAUUCAGAAGCCCCUCAUAUUUCUGGUGCAUGGAUUCAUGGAGGACGGAGGAAAUCCCUGGAUCAAGGCAAUCAAGGAGGCGCUUUUGGAUGAGGCGGACUGCAACGUCAUCAUCGUGGACUGGGGUAGGGGCUCGAUGGGGCUGCAGUACCUUAAGGCGGUUGGCAACACGGCGCUGGUUGGCCGAGAGAUGUCUCUGCUGCUGAAACGGCUCAUUGAGCGGCACCCUACCACGCUCGCGCCUGGUCAGGUCCACGUGGUUGGAUUCAGCCUUGGAGCGCAAGUCGCCGGUUUCUUCGCUCGUGCAUUCAAGCUCUUGACUGGGCAAUCUAUCUGGCGCAUCACCGCAUUGGACCCUGCUGGCCCGCUGUUUGCUGGUACGAGAAUGUGCGUGAGCAAGGGGGAUGCCCGUUUCGUGGACGUCAUCCACACCAGCGGCGGUAAAGACAUUUUGAAGGGCCAUAUGGGUGUAGCCACACCCGUUGGCGAUGUCGACUUUUAUCCAAAUGGGGGCAUGGAGCAACCCGGCUGCAUAGCGCCCAUCCCGUGUCAUCACCUGCGAGCGACGGCUUAUUUCCUCGAGUCACUGCGUAACAAGAAGUGCCAAUUCGUGUCUGCAGCAUGUAAGGACGGCUUCCCGGCAUUGAGGAAACGCCUGUGCGUGACGGGCGCGGACUCUGGGCUCAUGGGCUACUACAGCUACAAAGCCGCUGGUAGGGGAGUCCAGCUGCUCACCACCAACGCGCGUCCAGACUAUUGCAGUACGACCCUGAAGACCACGUGACCAGCAGGCCCACUCGAAGUUCCUUCAAAAGUGCUUCGACAUAAAGCGAUAUUCGUUCGCCAAUUGUGUUACCCUAGCACGCAAGUUAUUUCGUGAAAGCAUGAAAUUAAAGCAAACAGCUGUCUCCCAAGUGCAGUGUCGGUCUAGCAGGACCUCCAUUAUCAGGGUUUGCCAGCUGAACAAAAACAAACAAGAACACUCACAGCGCUGCGAGGGUC